Alosa alosa (allis shad) is the source of this 1619-nucleotide messenger RNA. RefSeq names its product retinitis pigmentosa 1-like 1 protein. Lineage: Eukaryota; Metazoa; Chordata; Actinopteri; Clupeiformes; Clupeidae. The record is from RefSeq and is a predicted model, not a curated record.
ACACACAUGGUUUCGCGCAGACCAGCCAGUCACGUCCAUGAUACGUCUUUACAUACAUGUCUCCCUACCAGUAACAGAGCUCUGCUGCCACGCCUUUUUCCUUAUGUGCCAGAGGACCCGGCCCCCUCACUCGUUGCUUCUCGGUACUUUCUGAUGCUCUCCCCAUGAGGUCCUUCUGCCUAUCCUCUCCAUUCAGUUGAUCAAACACUUAUUGAAAAAAUCCAGGCCGUGUCGGUGCUCCUGCAAGCAAAUAGGUAGGCUACUCUAAUCGGCAAGCUCUUCCCUGACCUCAGUUUAAAUCAAGACAGAGUUAAGAUGACCGCAAAGCACCGCAGAGGAAAAAGCAGCAACAAACACGAAGAAAAUUCUUACAAACAUGACUCUCUGGAACCAGAGGAGCGGCCAGGAAACAACCUUGCUUUGUUGCUUGUUUUAUUUCUCAUUAUCGUUAUUGGAGGAGCCACCGUCGGCUGGUUCUGCUUCCAGCAGCAGCAAACACUAACCUAUUUAACUGAUAACCUCAUGGGUAUGCAGAUGAAAAUGGUGAAGUUGCAGUCUUUCCAGGAGGAAUUGCGAAAGUCAACCGAGAAGCAAUGCGGUGAUUGAGGCAGAGGAGGCCUCGGCGGGCGAGGAGGAGGUGGUGCAGGAAGUGGAGCAGGAAGCCGUGGAAGAGGCCUCUGCUCCGGAGGAGGUGGAGCCUGCUCCUGCUGCUACUACUACUGAAGAGUUAGCGGAGACGAGUGAGGACAUGGCAGCUUCAGAACCAGAGGUAGAAGCGGAGGAGGCAGAGCCGGAGCCGCCGGCAGAAGACACAUCUGCAGAAGAAUAAUAGUUACUGUAUCUGGACACGGUUUCACAAGGAGAAUCUUCCACCAAACCCAGUGAUGAGGACAGAAUAGACAGUUCCACGUGUCUUAAGACUAGCAGGACAAUAAAACAAGAAGUUAAGAAGGCGUUAACUUUGUUUUCCUCACAAACAGCAACCAGGUCACAUACGAGGGUUCAUUUUGCAAAGACAGAACAGAAACGGCUUGUUUUUUUUGGAGGGUACCUUGGCCAGAGGAUUUUACAAUAUGCAGGACACUCUGGUGCCAAUACCAACCUUGUAAGCCUUAACGUUUUAUACCAACACAGUUGUCUUUCUAGAGUUUUUAAAAUCGCACUUCACUUUUACUGCACUACCCUUAGAUAAAAUCAGUACUGUAUCUUUUUCUGCCGCCAAACUUUUUUUCAAACUGUCCCAUGAAAUGUGAUCGCUGUUUUUGUGAGAAUGACUUUGCCUUCUGUCUCUUUCUGGGGAGCACUUUUUGUGAACGGGAUGCACCCCAGACUCUUGGAAAUGACAUCCCAGUGCUAUCAGGUUUGUUUAUACAGUAGAGGAAGUAAGAGUACUGGGGGGAGAGCUCUAUGUCAGAAAGGGAAUUGGGGAGGAAGGGAAAGGGUUGAUGCGCUAAUUGAGAAUGGGUUCUAAUGUCUUGAUUUCACUUACUUCUAGAAUGUUCUGUGAUCUCACUCCAGGCUCACUAUCAAAUGGUGCUUUUUGCACACUUCAUCUUGGGUCUGGAAAAAUGUAAUUUUUUUGAAAUAAAUGCUGGAUUCACCCCCUUUUUAAUACUUGA